Molecule: messenger RNA, 634 nt
Organism: Cladocopium goreaui
Lineage: Eukaryota; Dinophyceae; Suessiales; Symbiodiniaceae
Source: the annotation of a GenBank genome assembly
UUCCACCCCAAUUGCCUGUUUGAAGCUGUGCGAUGGAAACUUCUCUCAAAUGUCGACGCGUCGACCUGUCCACUGCUCGCAGCGUAGAGGGAGAUGCCGAAUGGAAGAUGUACAAUGCUGGCCGAAUGCGAGCGCAUUUCUUGGCGCGCUCACGUGCUGGCCAAUGCGAAUGCCAGCACUUUCAGCUUCCAGGCUUCCCAGAGGUCGACUUCACGUUCAUGCUCUACCCCACCGGUUUCGCUUCGAUGGGAACAGCUGCAGCUCCUGCCGUGCUGGCGCUGCACGUCAGUGGCUGUGGCUGUGAAGGCGUCGGCUUUGAGGUGCACUUGACGCUGCAGCUCUAUGGUCCCGGUGGAGCCGUUCCUCUGAUGGAGGCGGUCGAGGAGAAAGCAUUGGCAGGCACGGGACGCAUUUCGUGCCAAAUCCUUUGGCCUGAAGAGGGUGUGGACCUGUGCCUCUGCAGCUGCCACGUUUUAGCAGCACCGCCGCCUCGUGGUGAUCCAGUCUUGCGCCUAUCGCGCGUUUGGGAGCCAUGUGACGAGGUGGGUCGUGACGACAUCGAAAGGCUUGAUGGAGAUGAUUCGGACUAGCCGAGAGCUCUCGAGACUUGCCCACUUCAGUGGAGAAAAAGAAA